Symsagittifera roscoffensis is the source of this 2897-nucleotide messenger RNA. Its product is annotated as casein kinase I-like. Gene Ontology annotation, cellular component: cytoplasm; nucleus. Gene Ontology annotation, molecular function: ATP binding; protein serine/threonine kinase activity. The record is from RefSeq and is a predicted model, not a curated record. The transcript has 9 exons. NCBI's taxonomy places the organism in Eukaryota, Metazoa, Xenacoelomorpha, Acoela, Convolutidae. Gene Ontology annotation, biological process: negative regulation of canonical Wnt signaling pathway; peptidyl-serine phosphorylation; signal transduction. Bases 65 to 1075 code for a protein of 336 amino acids.
AUUGUUGUGAUAAACUUAUUAAAUAGAUAGUUGUCAUUGACAAUUGGUUUACACUGAUUCUGUGAUGUCGUCGAAUAUUUCAUCUGGGCGUCAAUUUAUUGUCGGCUCAAAAUAUCGAUUAAUCAAGAAAAUUGGAAGUGGUUCAUUCGGAGAUAUUUUUCUGGGAAUAAAUGUCUGCAAUGGAGAGGAAGUUGCAGUUAAGAUGGAGCCAACUAAAGCUCGUCACCCACAGCUUCAGUACGAGUACAAAAUAUACCGCAUCAUCCAAGGUGGACUCGGUAUUCCAAAUGCUCGCUGGUUCGGUCAGGAAAGAGAGUAUAAUGUUCUUGUAAUGGACCUUUUGGGACCCUCAUUAGAAGAUCUUUUCAAUUUCUGCUCCCGGCGGUUCACUAUGAAAACGGUGCUAAUGCUGGCAGAUCAGAUGAUUGGACGGAUAGAAUACGUUCACAACAAGAGUUUCAUUCACAGGGAUAUAAAACCAGACAACUUCGUCAUGGGUAUUGGCAGGCACUGCAACAAGUUGUACCUGAUCGAUUUCGGGCUGGCUAAAAAGUUCCGAGAUCCGAAGAGUAAACAGCACAUCGCCUACAGAGAAGAUAAGAACUUGACAGGAACAGCUCGUUAUGCCAGCUGCAACGCACAUCUGGGAGUUGAGCAGAGCAGGAGAGAUGACAUGGAAUCAUUGGGCUAUGUGCUCAUGUACUUCAAUAGAUCAGCCCUUCCAUGGCAGGGACUGAAGGCCAACACGAAGAAACAGAAGUACGAGAAGAUUUCAGAGAAGAAGACAAACACUUCAGUCGAAUCUCUCUGCAAGGGAUUUCCGGCGGAGUUCGGCAUGUACUUGAACUACUGCAAGCACCUUCGCUUCGAAGAGGCCCCAGACUACAUGUACUUGAGACAGCUGUUCCGCAUCCUGUUCCGAACCCUCAACCACCAGUACGACUACAUGUUCGACUGGACCAUGCUCCGACAGCAGAGGUCCGGCGGACAAGAGCCAGUUCCCAUGCAGAGUUCCCAGGCUAUUGCCAGCUCAAACAACGGAGCAAAAGCUGCUCAUUCAGACCAAAGAAAUUGAGUUAUCGUCACCUCAGUUCCUCCAGAUUUAUUAGUUAACGUUUUUAAACAAUAUACAGACUGAAUGGUGCUCUCAAAUGAAGAAAUUCAGUAUGAAAGAACACCGAAAGAAAGAAGCACUCUUCUCAAUACAGCACAACUAAAAAGAACAGAACAGAAAACCCUGUUCUAGCCCUAACCCACAAAGAAACUCACUUUAAGUCCACUUCUUUCUACCCUCUAGAGCAAACUGUCAAAUAUAGUGUUUUAUCUAAGGGGGUGUCUUUCAUAAGUAUGUUCAUAAAGAUUGAAGAGAAAGUUUACCAAGCAUUCUAGCUGAAAAUGAUGGAAAACUAGCUAAUAUUAAUCGUCUGCCAAUUUCACAUAUCGGCAUCCUCAUUUUCGUGAUGACUAGACGAAAAACCGUUAAAAAUCAGAAACAUAAUUAGGAAGACAGCGCCCAUUAAAUGACAUCAUUAAGUGUUUCACCAUUGUUUGGCGAAAGUUAGACGAAGAGUAUCUUCUUUCUCAAUUGAAGGGAGUUGAACAAGCUUUUGAGGUCUUUGAAAUUGAGUAUUUCAAAUUCAAGUUGACAUGAUAAAAAAAGCUUGUUCUGCUCUGCUUAAUUUUUGCCAAUUGAUUUAAAGUUCUGGUCAACAGCUCAAAGUUUCCUAAUGAUUAUACAAAAAAAUUUCGGGACUUUUUUCCCUUCCCCCCCCCCCCCCCCCCAACCUCACAUAAGCAUCAGUUUUUUUGGUGUAAGCAGGGUUUUAUCAAGUUUAAGUAUCAGGCCCAACUGUUGGUCAUGGCCUAGUCUGCGCGCCAAUUUUUGCAACAAUCGGACAAUGCGAACGGUAACUUUACUAGUAAAAUUUCUGAUACUUUACUGGGGGGUAGGAAAAAGUCAAAUUUCGAUUAAUCAACAUCUAACUUGUUUACGAGUUGUUGGGCGUUUGAGCUUUAAAACCAGUGCUCAUUAUAAAUCUUCAAAUAAUUGCCUGUCACUUUAAUUGGUAGAUAAAAGUUGUAGAUUUCUAGAUUAAAAACAAAAUAUGCGUUGAAUGAUAUCUGAAACUCGAAUCUUCUCCCCCGAAAUAUUAACAUAGCAGGGCUUGAAGUCAUCGGCUUCAAUCGAAAGCAAACAAGAAGCUUACCUACUUUUUUUUCAGAUUUAUUGUCAGGACUACUGAGUAACUUAACUGCCGUCUUUCAUUGACUUAUUUUGGGUCAUAAUUCUAUUACCUUAUUAAAAUGGCCCAAUUUUCAAUGAAAAGUGGUGGUUUUUUCGACACCUGACUAAAUACUUUAUAUCUGUGUGAAUUCUGCAUUGAGAAUUACAGAUUGGGCGUCACUUUAGAAUCCUUUAGUUAUCCUAUCGUUUCAUGCAAAUCAUUCAGCAAGAAAAAACUUUCUUCAAAACGAGCUUAACGCAAUGAAUUGUAUGCGGAAAUAUAAAAUCCUUAGUUUGAAGAAAUUUUUUUCAUUGAUUUGCUCGGGUUUCAAAUUAAAUACAAAUUUAUCUUUGUCUUUUUAUGAACUAGAUUGAUGGUAGCUGUAAAUAUACUAUUAUACUAGCAAGUGACUCGAAUAUUCAAUAUUAAGUGUCGAGAGUUUCGCGAUUUUUUUGUUUCGGGUCACUUAGUUUUCUCAGAGAUUUAGACGUUUUUGUUGUGAAGCGUCAGUCAUUUUCAAACAUAUCUCUGAGUUUUGUUGUUAAUUUCUUCAUGUAUUAACGCCAUUUUUUGUGUCGAAAGGCUGCUAGAACUGUUACAUAAAAUAAUGUUAUCGGGUUGAUAGUAAUUAUUCUAACGUCAAUUUCAACAAUUAAAUGUUUUAUUUCCUAA